Molecule: messenger RNA, 2547 nt
Organism: Penicillium griseofulvum
Lineage: Eukaryota; Fungi; Ascomycota; Eurotiomycetes; Eurotiales; Aspergillaceae
Product: calpain-like protease PalBory
Exons: 4
Coding region: 1-2547 (848 amino acids)
Biological process (GO): proteolysis
Molecular function (GO): calcium-dependent cysteine-type endopeptidase activity
Source: RefSeq, a predicted model, not a curated record
AUGUCUAGACCUGCAUCCAUAUAUAUAUCUCAAGCAUUGAGCGCUGAAGAGGCGGUAGUCGCAGCCACCUCCCAGAAAGCGGCAUUGGAGGCGGCCAUCAAUGCCGCGGAAUAUUACAUGAAAGCGCUGCGCUUGGCAUCCCCCGACGAUAAAAAACAACUAGACACGAAAUGCAAGGAAUUGCUGUCCAAAGCCGAGAAGAUCAAGGCCGCUGCUGACUGGCAGUCUGUUGCUCGUGCGGGGCCCCAGAAAGUCUUCCCUAGCUUACGACCACCGGCAUCUACGCGGAAGCUCACCACCCGGGAAGAAAUCAUCAUUCUCGAGGGCGCCAAACUCAACGGUUAUAUCUUUCCACCGUGGAGCCGUGCCCCGCUUCAAGAUGAAUUUGUAUACAAAGGACAGGCUUUUACGGAUGCACCUGAUUUGCACCUCUCUGAAUGCCAGAGAGAGAUUUUUGCAGGCUGGAAAAGGCCACAUGAUCUGUUACGGACAAAGAAUGCUGCUAACCAGGGACAUGAUACAAUCGAUCCUGUUAUGUCGGCUUCCGGGCAAACAGAUCUCGUGCAGGAUGUGUUAACAGACUGUUCAGUGGUUGCAAGCCUAUGUGCCACAACAUCCCGAGCGGAACGAGGUUUAGGACAGCAUGCAUCACCGACACUGUACCCGUGCAAUGAGGAGAAGAGCCCGAUACUUUCGCCUUCUGGAAAAUACAUAUUUUGUUUUUACUUCAACGGAUCUUUCCGAAAGGUAGUGAUAGAUGAUCGAUUACCAUCAUCGAAGACAACACGCUCACUCCACGUGAUCGAUCGCAAUAACUCGAACUUUUUGUGGCCUGCUCUUGUAGAGAAGGCCUACUUGAAGGUUCGCGGAGGCUAUGAUUUCCCAGGAAGUAACUCAGGGACCGACCUUUGGGUGCUAACUGGGUGGAUUCCAGAACAAGUGUUCUUACAUCACGACGAUUCGACCUCUGAUGAGAUUUGGGGACGUUUAUACAAUGCUUUCUGGCAUGGCGACGUAGUUUUGACUAUCGGCACUGGGAAGCUGACAGAAUUCGAACAACAAGGCCUGGGGCUAGUGGGCGAGCAUGAUUAUGCUAUUUUGGACAUGAAAGAGGUAAAGGGUCGUCGCCAGUUCCUUUUGAAGAACCCGUGGGCUGGCGCAGAGCCCAAUAUACAAAGCAGUCUUGCGGCUGAUACCGCCUCACUCGACCUGAAUGAUAAGCCUCCCCUUUCCCCAGGGAAAUUCUGGAUGGACUGUGAACAAGUCCUCCAGAAUUUCGAGAAUCUUUACCUUAACUGGAAUCCUGGUUUGUUCAAAUAUCGUGAGGACAUACAUUUUACUUGGGAUUUGUCGCAUGGCCGAGUUAUCGCCGGCUGCUUCGUGAAAAAUCCCCAAUUCUCCAUCUCCAGUGAUUCAGGAGGCACGGUCUGGCUGUUGCUUGGAAAACAUUUCAAGACAGACCUUGACCAAUUCAGUUCCGGGGAACCGGAAAACGAAAUAGGCUUUAUCAGCAUCUACAUCUUCAAAGCAGAUGGCCGAAGAGUGUCUCUCAGUGACGGUGCGCUCCAUCGCGGACCAUACGUGGACUCUCCCAACACGCUUAUGAGGCUGGAAAUGCCUCCUAAGUCGACCUACACCGCAGUCAUAUCCGAGCAAUCCCUCCCGUCAUCUACUCAGAAUUUCACACUCUCUGCAUUUUCAACUGCCCCGGUGGCUGUGGCACCCUCACUAGAUAAAUAUCUAUGCUUGACCAAGGCAGCUGGUUCCUGGACAGCAAUGACAGCAGGAGGAAAUGCCGAGUCACCUCGAUACCACUCCAAUCCACAAUUCAGUAUACGAAUUUCCGAACCGACUGACGUCUCAAUAUUGCUCGAGACCAGUGAAGCAGAGCUAGCAACCCACGUGAAAAUCUUUUGGUCAAACGGACAGCGGAUAUCGCGCGUGCGAAGCCGAGACAUUAUUGCAGACAGUGGCGAUUACCGUCGUGGAUGCGCAUUGGCCGAAACCAGAUCCCUAGAAAGAGGCACAUACACCAUCGUCUGUUCUACAUUUGCACCUGACCAGCUUGGCCGCUUCACCUUAUGGAUAUCAUCUACGAUCCCGUGUGUAGUCCAGCCCUUGGUAUCUGAGUCUGCUGGGCGGCGCGCUGUCCUAUCUGAAGUAGGUGUUUUGUCUCCGGGCAAGGACCGGAUGCUGGCGUCGCUGCGAGUCUCUCGUUUGACACGGAUUCGACUCAUUGCGAGGAAUAGGCGGUCCACGAUUGGCUCUCGCGCUGUUGCUCCGUCUCCCGUGUUGAUGACUGUGGAGCUGGGCCAGGGGCCAUACAAGAAGAUAUUGGCUACCUCGGAGGAUGGAGCUCACAGCGAUGCUACGUCCGGGGUUCGAGUUGAUGAUUUUGAUUUGCUACCUAGUGCCGAGUCACAGUAUGUAUGGAUUGUUAUUGAGCGUAUUGGGGGCCCGGGAGGGCAGGUGGAGGAUCAUUUUGAAGUGGAAGCAUUGGCGGAGGAGAGAGUGGAGAUUGGAAAGUGGGCAAUUGAAGAUGAAUGA